This is a messenger RNA of Aspergillus glaucus CBS 516.65, 447 nucleotides long. RefSeq lists its product as uncharacterized. The coding region runs from base 1 to 447 and encodes 148 amino acids. NCBI's taxonomy places the organism in Eukaryota, Fungi, Ascomycota, Eurotiomycetes, Eurotiales, Aspergillaceae. The record is from RefSeq and is a predicted model, not a curated record. The transcript has 3 exons.
AUGAAUUCUCAGAAAGAGCACCCCUCUGUCGAUGCUCAUCCGCCGUCUACUCACUUGCUUUUAGAAAAACCUCGAAAAUGGACACCUGCGCACGUUCAAGCCGCGAAUGUCAAGCUGAUUCCCCACGUGUCCGCUGAAAAGCUGGUGGACUCGCAUUAUUUCCCCAAAGAUGGCGAUAAAGGGUUCAAAAGAUCCGUUGGGUUAUUCAGUAAGAGUGUUUUUGACCAGGAUUGCACCGACAAUAGGGAGGAUCGAUUUCGCUUCGGGCGUAUUCUCGGCAUUUUCGAGGAAGUCUUGGAAGUACCAGUUCCCUCACAUCUUCAUCCUCAUAUUGAAUUCCUCCAAUCUAUCAUAGAGGCGAGUUUUUUGAUCAAGGGGGGAUGGGAGUUGAGCGUGCGACAAUCCUCAAAAAUUCUCCCUCGAUAUACUUCAUUUAAGUAUUUGUAA